CUUUGAAUCGUCUCAACUAAAUGCCAAAUGAAAUGAAAAACAAGAUUAUGGCAUCAGUUAUAUUUUGGCCGUCGAUCAGAAAGACUGAAGUGAAUGUUAAACAAUUUUCAAAUGUAUUAAUCUUUCAAAGGGGAAAAAACAAAGUUAUUGAAAGUGUAAUUUUGUAAUGGAUAUAACAAACUUAUUUCUAUGCGCCAUUUUGGCUUGCGUGACAACAUGUCGAUGCAUCGAGUUUGUGGCAUUGAAUCGUGAACAUAUCUACGAAUACGAAGGAAGUGUGAGUGUAUCAGCGCAAACACCAUGGGAUCAGAUUAAUUCAAAACCACCACAAACAGCCGAAUGGAAAAUACGCGGCACAGUUAAAUUUCAACGUAACAACGAUCAAAAUCUUGCUGCUUCGCUUGCUGUCGAGAAGAUAACGGUUGAAAGACAGAAUGGAAAUGGUGCUGUUUUUUAUCAAAAUAAAGAGAUGCACGCGCUUUACCAUCCAUUUAAGAUUGUUUAUGUGAACGACACAAUAGAUUACGUUCAAUUUAAAGCAUCCGACACAUUGUGGUCCAGGAAUUUUAAGCGUGCAAUGGCAUCGACAUUUCAGCUGAAAAACCUAAAGAAUGGUGCUUUCCUCGAAGAAGAGUUUGGCAUUCAUGGCAAAUGCACAAUGGAAUAUUAUGUGACGAAAAAAUCGAAUGGUCAUGUAUCGAUAAGGAAAAAUCCGGUACUUUAUACAUGUCAACCGCAUUCGUGUGGCAUUCACCAAUCGAUCUCGAAUGUGCCUGAAACAAAAUGCUUUGAUGGCGAAUCGGAAAAGAAUGUGAUUGUUGGCAACGAAAUGAUGUAUGAUCUGGCACCAAGAGACAUCGAACAGACCAAUGCAACGAACGAUUUUGAAAACUAUUACUUGCAUCGAAUCUACGUGGAAGGUAAUACGUUGUUACAAACAUUCGAGUCGACGGGCGAAACUCAGCUGGUGGUUUCAAAAUUAACACUUACAUUCACCACAUCGAAUGACAUUGUGAAUGAAAUCGAUAUACAGAAUAAUAUGGCAUCUAUCAAAUCGAAUUUAAUUAUCGAAGAGCAUUCAGUGAGCGAUGUGAGCGGUGAGCGUCAAACAUUUGAAUCCGAUGAAUUGAUUCGUGAGGCCAUUGAUUUGCUCGGAUCGUUGGCUGAUGAUUUGGAAAACAGUAAUAUUCGAUUCGAUGAACCGUAUGAACAUCGCGUGGUUGAUGUGAUUCGUGUGUUCAGCCAAUGCAAUUUUGAAUCUCUCAAAUCUUUGUAUCAAUCGAUAAAUAUUGGCACCUCGUAUCGUCAAGAAACAAUGCGAAAUCUUUUCUACGAUAUCAUACCGCGGACCGGUACCAGAGCAUCAACCCAACUAACGCGUGAUUUAAUUGUAGAGAAUUUAUGCAAACCAACCACGGCCAUUCAACUAUUAAUAACAAUUCCAUUUCAUAUCAUUGAAAUGAGCUCGGAACUUGUGACGGAUUGUGAACCAUUGAUGCGACUUAGCAUUGAGCGCCCAGAUGUUCAACAACUUGGCAUUUUGACUUUUGCAACCAUUGUACACAAUGCAUUUUUUGCCGGAAAACUAUCCGAGAGUUCAUUUGAUAAAUAUGUGAAAACAUUCUUCAAUCUAUUUCUAGAUAGUCAUGAUUACGAGCACAAACUAUUGUAUUUACAAGCAUUGGGAAAUUUAAAACUAGGAAAAGUAACCGACUAUUUGGAUCCAAUCAUACGUGAUGAAUUGCAAUCGGACGACGUUCGAUUUAUGGCAACAUUGAUAAAAGAAUCCGUUGCCGAACAGUGGACCACAAAUGAACGUCGAACAAAUUACGAAACAUUUUGGCCCAUUUUCGAAAAUCGUACGGCCACUCUCGAAUUACGAGUUGCCGCGUUCAUGACGCUACUUACAUCCAAUCCAACAUCGGCACGCUUGAUGAGCAUUCAUACGCUAAUGGAAAACGAAACGAAUCCACACUUGGUAAACUUUUAUCGUACAACAUUGUUAUCGCUGGCUGGCACGACUCAACCAUGCUUUCAAAAAUUGCGUCGCUUAGCAUCAGGAAUGAUUCGCCACUUACCCAAAGCACCUAAAACACGCUACUGGGUCACUGGAAACUACAUAUUCGAUUAUCGCAGCAACGAAUACGGGUUGGGUGCCUCGUUACAAACACUAUUGAUUGGCAAUGAAAAAACACAUUUACCACAGAUUGCCUUUUUCAAACUACGGCAAGAAGCCAUGGGAAAAUACACAAAUGAAUUAACGUUGUAUAUCAAAGCGCGUGGAUUGGACCAUUUUCGUUUCGGUGAAUUGGUUAACACAAACAAUGGUGGAGCCAUCAAUUUGAACAAAUUACGACAGAUUUUAUCGUCGUUAAAAAUGCCAAUCGUUACGAAGAGUCCCGUUCAUUUGGAGAUUAUCGUGCAAAUCGAAGGCAAAUCCAUUUUAUUCUUCUUUUUGAAUCAACAAUCGUUCAAUGCACUGACCGAAGGCGACAUUCUGAAUCGAAUAAUGAAACUGCUUCAAACGGACAGUCACAUAAAUUUGCAAAAUGUUCGAUGGCCAUUUCAUUCCCGUUACUCUGUACCAACUGUACUUGGAACUCCGACCAUUUUAAGCAUGCAAAGUAGUAUAUUGUGCUCAAUUCGUGGCAAUAUUACGCAAAACAUUCAGGGAUUUGAAAUUUGGCGCAGCCACGAAAUUGAUUUGCGUUAUUCUUCAUUUACCGUUGUCACGAGCAAAAGUUACAAUCCUUUUUUGAAUGCAGAACAUCAAGUUUCGCGCGAACAGGGUUUCUUAGUUUAUCUUCCGAUCAACAAUGAUUUAAAAUUAAAUUUAAAAAAGUCAUCGCUGUGGUUUUCGUUCCAACGGCCGAGUAAUUUGAUUAGUGGCAUUUCGUUAAAAUCACGAAUCCGCACAAUGACGAAGGGUAGACCGCUACGAAAUGAUCAACCGUUCGUUGAUAUUGCCAUCUACGAAGGCGACCCAAGUUUUGUGGCGAGCGAAUUAUUUAAUUACGAAAUUGAAGAUUUGGAUUUAAAUUUAACCGGCAUUUCUCACCCCUUUCACAUAUUGAGCAAUUUAAAAUUGAUGUUUCAUAUGGACCCUACGAUAAAUACAUUUGUUUAUCAUGAAAUGGAGCCACUUAUGAAACUUUGGAGCUUAUUGCGUGUCAACGAUAUUCAUAUUGGUACAAACAAAAAAUUCACAUUGCUAUUUCAUAAUACAAAGAAUACAAAGUUGGAAGGACGGUUUUCGCUCAUUACGAAUUCAUUAAUCGAUACAUCGGUUGAUAUUCAAACGAAUACAGUUGAUUUGACCUUUGAACAUAAGCACGAUGACGAUGUUCUGCACAAAUUAUCCAUCAUCCUUGUCGUACAGAACAACAAGGCUGUCAAUCGAAAUCGGAAGAGUGAUCAAGUCAAACUUCAAUUGGCCGUUAUUCAUACAAAUAAAAAUCGAGAACUUUGGAUGUUGACUGGUGACGCAACAUAUGAACCCAUUGUAUUUUUAAAGCAACCAUAUUUGCUGCAGGGCGUUAUAUCAUUUGGUGAUAAAAACGAGACGACAACAACACUACUGCAAAAUCCGACGAAAAUCAAUUUUGAAUUAUUCGCCGACACUUUGUCAACGGCAAAAAGUGCGUACGAAAAAUUACCAGACACGAAGCAUUGUCCUCGUGAAGUGCUUAAAUUCAGUCCACCACCACAAAAUAAACAAUGUGAUCAAAAUGUUUAUCGAGACUUAACCACAAUUCAUGAAUACGGGUUGAAUGUUACCUUCCACAAUAAUCCCUUAUGGCUGGAGCAUACUCUGACACGCUUCGACUACUUCAUCACAUCAUUGUCAGUUGAUAUUGAUUUAUAUAAAUUCGCCGAAGAAAUUGAUGCACGAGUAAAUACAUUCUCCGAAAAAUUGCAAUUGAAAGCAAGUCUGAAUGGGAGAAAUGUAACGAUACCCAAUUUGCCACUGUGGAUUAAUCGAAAUCCAGACGCCAAAUUUGAUCGACCUGAACAGUUGGCGUUGAGCAUUGGCAAUGCACACAUGUGCUCAAUAGUAUCGUCAACUGUGAAUUCGUUCGACGAUAAACCGAUCAACUUGGAAAAUAAUGCCAAACCCAAUUGUUCAGUAUUAUUAGUAGCGGAAUGUACGUAUACAUCUCGGUUUGCAGUAUUUUUAAAGCCAGCCCGCCGUGAGCUUCAUCGGGAUGCAUUUGAACUGGAAUUGCAUAUAGAUGGCCUCGUGAUUUGGUAUACACCAUACGUGAAUGGAAAAGAUUUCAUUCGAUUGGAAAAUUCAACUGAAAUUGAAAUUACGUCACUGAUAACACCGUUUGGUGAAACAGUAGAACUAAGUAUACACGUUAAUGCCGAAAAUUUGAUCAUAUUCGAACUUUUUAAGAGCAUUCAAAUUCAAUACUCUCGUGCUGACAUUCUAACGAUUCAAGUUCCAUCGUCAAUCAAAGCAAAUCUUUGUGGUGUUUGCAGCUUACCAUUUAAUGUGGCCAAUGAUUACUAUUAUUGUAGCUGAAAAAGUUUAAUUCUAUUUUUUUUUCAAAAUAUUUAUUUGAUAUGUAUUUGACAAUGAGAAAAUAAAAAUAACACUGUGCGUCAUUUUUUAACUUUUAAAAUGUGACAGAAACGAGA
Messenger RNA from Contarinia nasturtii (swede midge), 4644 nucleotides. It is a transcript of the gene cv-d, whose product is annotated as vitellogenin-5. Bases 167 to 4528 code for a protein of 1453 amino acids. The record is from RefSeq and is a predicted model, not a curated record. Gene Ontology annotation, biological process: lipid transport. Lineage: Eukaryota; Metazoa; Arthropoda; Insecta; Diptera; Cecidomyiidae. Gene Ontology annotation, molecular function: lipid carrier activity. The transcript has 17 exons.